AUGAGUAAAUUAAGUUUAAUUGUAUUUGCAGUGAUUUUGAAUUGUUCGCUGUUUGUUGCAGCUGAAGAUCUUAAAGUAGUCUGUUAUUAUGGCACAUGGGCGACUUACAGACACUCAAAUGGUCAAUUCAAUGUUGAACACAUAGACCCAUUUAUCUGCACCCAUUACAUUUACACAUUUGUUGGAUUGAGUGAAAAUUCAGAAAUUAAACUAUUGGAUCCAUAUUUGGAUCUGGCUGAUGAUUAUGGAAGAGAUAAUAUUGGUAAAUUCAUCAAGCUGAGGGAUAGAAACCCAAGAGCAAAGUUCAUUGUAGCCAUUGGAGGAUGGAACGAAGGUUCUGUUAAAUACUCUAAGAUGUCAAAUGACCCCAAACUCCGUGCCAAAUUCGUGAAGAGUGCUGUCGAUUUCGUCCUAAAAUACAAAUUCGAUGGUUUGGACGUAGAUUGGGAAUACCCAGCUCAAAGAGAAGGCAGUGAAAGUGACAAAGAAUCUUACACCUUAUUGCUUAAAGAAUUGAGGGCUGAAUUUGACAAAUAUGGAUUAUCUCUGUCAGCCGCUGUUGCAUCAGCUCAAUUUUCUGCAGCUUUGUCUUAUGAUAUUCCACAAAUUCAGAAAUAUUUGGACUUCAUCAACAUCAUGGCCUACGAUUUGCACGGACCAUGGGAAAAUGUUAUCGGUCUGAACGCACCAAUGCGCGCAUUGCCAACUGACAAUCCACAUGAACCAGAUCAACUUACUGUAGAAGCAUCAUUAUCUUACUGGUUAAAGAGCGGAGCCGAUCCCAAAAAAUUGGUGUUAGGUAUGCCACUUUACGGACACACUUUCCAAUUGGCCAACCCCAAAAACAUCACCAUUGGAUCAGCAUCUUAUGGAGCAGGUUUAGGAGGUCCUUACACAGGACAACCUGGAUUUAUGGGAUACAACGAGUUCUGUGAAAUUCAAAUGGGCAACGAUAGAUGGACAGAAUACUGGCAAGAUGAACAAUUGGCUCCAUUUGCAGUCAAAGGAAGCCAAUGGUUUGGAUAUGAUGAUUUGCGCAGUAUCUCUAUUAAGACUCAAUACGCCGUCGACCAAGGAUUAGCAGGAGCCAUGGUAUGGAGUAUCGAAACCGAUGAUUUCUUAGGAUUGUGCCAUGGAGAAAAAUACCCAAUGUUAAAAAUGAUCAACAGGGUUUUACACGGACAUGAGGUCACUUACCCUCCAACAGCCCCACCACCCACUACACCCACUGCUGGCACCGGACCAACUGAGCCUCCACCAGAGACAACUACUGAAAUUUCCCCAAUUGUCUGCGAAGCCAAAGGAUUAUACCCAAAUCCAACAGAUUGCACAACAUUCUACGAAUGCAUUCCUUUAGGAGAUGGAUCCUUCAAAGUACACCAGCACAUUUGCCCACCAGGAUUGCAUUUUGACAAAGAGAAUCAAAUUUGCAACUGGCCAGAAUUGGCUGGUUGUGAAGUAGAGGAAAGCCAUUGA
Messenger RNA from Ctenocephalides felis (cat flea), 1476 nucleotides. RefSeq names its product probable chitinase 2. Bases 1 to 1476 code for a protein of 491 amino acids. Gene Ontology annotation, biological process: carbohydrate metabolic process; chitin catabolic process. NCBI's taxonomy places the organism in Eukaryota, Metazoa, Arthropoda, Insecta, Siphonaptera, Pulicidae. The record is from RefSeq and is a predicted model, not a curated record. Gene Ontology annotation, cellular component: extracellular region. The transcript is spliced from 9 exons. Gene Ontology annotation, molecular function: chitin binding; chitinase activity.